AUGGAAGAAUUCAUGCCCACAGCCAAAGUACAAGAGGAUAUCGUAGCUGAUCUGGCUCACAUUGUUCCUAGAGUUAUUGUUCACCACAUGAAACCAUACAAAGAAUUUAAGAAUGCAGUGGUAUACCAUAUUCCUCAUGAACACACAAAUGAAAUGUCCACAAACUCUGAAAUUGUAAGUAAAUUUACUAAUAUCAAAUAAGAAUAAAAUUAUCUGGCAUUAUGCAGAAUAAAACUCUAUUCUCUAAUAAUAAAAUAGGGUGCAUCUGAGUACAUUGCCACUUAAAGGGUUAAUCACUGGUUGUAAUGAUCAAAAUAAUAUAUACAUAAUUGGUUAAUGCUUUUGCUUUGUUCCUAUUGUCAUUUCGUGCUGUCAAAUUGUUUACUAAUAAAAAUAAUUAAUUAAGUUAGAAUACAUUUAUUUUCAAUUUAAAUUUCAGUGCCCACUAGGACUUCAUUUUUUAAAUUCUAAUAAAGCCGCAGAGAUGGCUCAGAUUCUGGAUGACGUGCACAGUAAAUACGUUCCAACAGUAACUUUGGAUAAUGUACCAGUAGUCCUUGAUCAUGUAAUAUUGGAUGGUGAUCAAUUAACCGAGGAGAGAGCAAGGAAUGCUCAGUGGGCAAAUUCACUGGCUGGAACACAGGCAGAAAGAAUGGAAGGAAUAACACCUGCUUUUGCUGAUUGGCAUCUAAAAAAAAAUUCUUAA
Paramuricea clavata is the source of this 706-nucleotide messenger RNA. Lineage: Eukaryota; Metazoa; Cnidaria; Anthozoa; Malacalcyonacea; Plexauridae. The record is from the annotation of a GenBank genome assembly.